AAAUAAAGUGGGAAAAGGAGCCGCAGAAGAAGAAGAAGUGGCUUAAAAAAAAAAAACAACACCGACACUUGGAUGUCUGUUAACAAACAAGGUUAUACAGUUAUCCGAGAGGAGCUCCAGUGCAUCAUGUGAGUUGUGCAAAAGCCUUUUGAUACGUACAAGUGGCUGCUGAUGCGGUGCACCUGAACUUGACCCACGGGAACCCCCAGUCUCGCUUUUUUAUGAGAGCCUGGGGAAAAUGUGGCCUCAAAUUCUGGAUUUAGUGAAAGUCAGAUUUUACAGCGCUUCAGUCAAAUUGCUGUAAGGAACAUGGAAAGAGAAGCGUCUAAGAAAGAGAUGGAUGUUAUGGACACUGACGAGGAGUUCCCUGAUGGUGUUUCGGCCUCAGUGACCAGUUCAAGUCAGUGUGAGGUUGAGGAUGAGUGCGAGCAGGAGGACAAAAUAACCUAUCUCAAAUCUCAGGAAACCCCAAACCCAGCCACUCUACAAGACGUUGGGGCUGGUGAAGCAGAGGCCAAAGAUGAUAUUGAGGAAGUUUCAGAAGAGUUUGAGCAUGACAAGACUACAGAAAAUGAGAACUCACAGGUUAUAAACCAAGAAGAGGAUGAUGCCGCAAAGGAGCAGCACAUGAAUGGGGAGUCUGGUUGGAGGAACAUAGGAAGUGGAAGGAAGUGCAAACUGAGGAGCAGUGGGUCAGUUUUAGAGCAGAUUCAGAGAGGCAAUGUUAUGUCAAGUGGCGGUCGGCACAAGCAGACCCGCAGACGUAACCACCACCACUAUCAGCAGAACCGGGGCCGGCGGAGGACAGGAAACCAGCUCAUCUUAGCGUUUAAGGAGAUGCUGUCAGAGUGCCUGAGCUUCUGGUGCAUCUCCUGCAUCCACAUGAUGAUUGAGAUUAUUGUCACUUUAACUCACAACUGUGGAGUUGGAGUGGAGACUGGAGUUGUAAAACUUUACAACCUUGGGCAACAGCUCCUUGUGAAGAUCACUGAUGUUCCUGCAAUGAAGGCAGAUGCGAUCCGGAUUCUGAAGUGGGCAAAGUGCAAAGGAGCUUGUGUGGUGGAUAAAACUGUUAGGUCAGUAAAGUGGAUAAAGACAGUUGCCUUAUCUUGUUUCACAUUUUUCUGUGCUUUGGCUAUUCUGGGAUUGCAGUGGGCCAAGGGGGUUUUCCUUCGUAUUGGUGGGGAUAAGGGAAAGCACUAUUGGACGGCUUUUCAGGAGACACGCAUUUGGAAAAGGAUAAUGUCCUUGCUGGAGAAAGCCCGAAGCCUAUUCAGGAGGGAUGGUCAUGUACCGCCAUCUGCACCGGGGUCACCUGGCAGAGCAGGAAGAGCUCAACCGGGCCAGGAGUUGGAGAGACUGCUAGCACUGGUUGAGGUACCAGAGGAUGAGCUCGAUCCCUUUACAGUUCUCGGUGUUGAGGUGCAUGCCACUGACACUGAGCUGAAGAAGGCUUACAGACAGCUGGCUGUCCAGGUCCAUCCAGACAAGAAUAAACACCCACGAGCUGGAGAGGCGUUCAAAGUGCUCAGGGCUGCCUGGGAUAUUGUCAGUAAUCCGGAGACACGACGAGAGUACGAGUUGAAGCGCAUGGCAGCGACUGAGCUCUCAAAGUCCAUGAACGAGUUUCUCACUAAACUGCAGGAUGACCUGAAGGAAGCCAUGAAUACUAUGAUGUGUACCAAGUGUGAAGGCAAACACAAGCGCUUCGAGAUGGAUCGUGAACCCGCUGAGGCCCGGUUCUGUGCUGAAUGCAAUCGUUGCCAUAGCGCCGAGGAAGGGGACCUGUGGGCUGAAUCGAGCAUGCUGGGUCUACGCAUCACAUACUUUGCCUGUAUGGAUGGCAAGGUGUAUGAUAUUACAGAGUGGGCAGGUUGCCAGAGAAUUGGAAUUUCUCCUGAUACACACCGGGUCCCGUAUCACAUCUCCUUUGGUUCAAAGAACAACAGCAAUGCCACACGACACAGGACGCCGUCGGAGCAAGCGGCAGGUCCGACCAACCCAGCUGAUUUGCAGGACUUCUUCAACCGAAUCUUUAAGGGAGGACCUCCUAAUGACAUGGCUGCCAAUGGAAGCUUCUUCCACUCAGGUUCGCCUCAUCACCCACCUGGUGCUGGAGCGCCUCCCUUCUCCCCUCCUCCAAGUCAGACAGGUUUUUACAUGUCGGGAGGUCACCGGCCCGAGUCCAGCGAGACGUGGGCUGAAAGUGGCAAACCCCCCAGGAGGAGGAAGAAGGUCCGCAAACCCUUCCAGAGGUGAAGUUCGCCGACUUAUUAGUGUAUGAAAACAGCAACACAGGGAUACAAAAUAUAAUGGCCAUGUUUGUCUCUCGCCUGCCUGUUGGCAUGCCAAGAUCUGAACUGGAGAAGAUUCAAGGGGGUCAGAUCAGCCAGAGCAGAGAGAGACUGGAUCACGAAGAGGAGUCUGUCAACUGAAUACAAGUAUUGAAGGAGGUUCUGAAGGAGGUUGCAGUGAUGGUGCUUUACCUCUUAAUCCACCUUACUUUUUUUUUGUUGUUUUUGUCAUUUUGGUCUUAAAGACGACUGUAGCCUUGGCAUUGAAGUUCUUAUCAGGAUGCCGUAAUUAAACCUUUUUCUUUUUUUAA
Molecule: messenger RNA, 2605 nt
Organism: Pundamilia nyererei
Lineage: Eukaryota; Metazoa; Chordata; Actinopteri; Cichliformes; Cichlidae
Gene: dnajc14
Product: DnaJ (Hsp40) homolog, subfamily C, member 14
Exons: 7
Coding region: 310-2259 (649 amino acids)
Molecular function (GO): dopamine receptor binding
Source: RefSeq, a predicted model, not a curated record